Molecule: messenger RNA, 1320 nt
Organism: Debaryomyces fabryi
Lineage: Eukaryota; Fungi; Ascomycota; Pichiomycetes; Serinales; Debaryomycetaceae
Exons: 1
Coding region: 1-1320 (439 amino acids)
Source: RefSeq, a predicted model, not a curated record
AUGAAGCGGUUUUUAGUGACUCUCCAAAGGGGAGUGAAUCCAAUCAAGGUACAGAAUAUCAGAUUCAGUAGCAAAUUAGCCAAAGGGAUAAGAGAAUUGAAUGAAAAGCAAAAUAAUGCAAGCACACCUACAGUUAAGGAAUCAGAUAAGAUUGACUUAUCUAGAACAUUCGAUGCACUUGAUUCAUCUUCAAUGAAGACUAUGGAAACAAUAUUGGAUAUUUUACAUGAUGCUGAAGAACAAUCAGACUUUAAGAAAAUAAAUGUAAAGGUGCAUGGCAUUGAGACGGUUGAAGAUACUAAAUACUUGAAUGAGUUUACCACAAAAUUCGGAGAAGAGAUAUUUCAGUACAAAGUAAUACGGUAUCUUAAUGACACAGAGAUAAUAGGGAAUGAUCCAAACAUAUGGGGUACUAUACCAAAUUCAUAUAAUGAUUAUAUUGCGGAAUUCACUAAUGAAUAUUUACAGAUGAAUAAUUCAUUCUUCAAGAGUAACGAAAUAACAUUCAAUGGUCAUUUGAACCACUUUCAGUCAAUUGCAAAAUACUUUAUGGAAAAUGACUCUCGUUGUCUUCAAAGGAUCUCUAGAGAAAUUGAAAUACUAGCCAAAUAUCAACGUACGCAGACAUUUACUAAAAGAAAAUACCACUUCCCAAAGCUUUCGUUACCCCCACCUUAUCCAUACGACUCAGAAAAUCCAUUAGUGAUUAUGAAGGCAUUGUCCACUAAAAAAGAAUUAAAUUUACUCCCUUUUAUCAUAAAUGACCCCGAUGUUAUCAAGAACUUGAUUAUCAAAAACCAGGUCAUACAUAACAACGAGGUGACACCCGUGGAGAUGAUUCAGAGCUUAAUGGAAGCGCAAGAACUAGAAGGUUCUAAAUUAUUUACAAUAAUGGUAAAAAAAUGCCUAUAUUCGACCAAUCAACUUAAUAAUCAAAAACUUAUCGAUGCCUUAAUCAAUAAUGAAUCUAUAAAAUCAAUAGUGGCAUCAGAAAGUAAAAUCCCGUCAAGAUUAUUCAGUUAUAAUAACUAUAGGCUAGCAUUGUCAAGGAGUAGUGUUGUUGAUAUCAAUGAUGAUUUGAAGAUCCUCGAGCUCUUAAAAUCCCAAUUUAAUAGAUUCUUCGGUUUAUUUUACAGAAUAAGUGCUUUUGAAGCAGAGAAAUGGAUGUCGAAAUUGGUUGAAUUUUACGUGCAUGGCUCUGCAAUAGAUACUUUGAAGUUGUCGAAUGAUUCCAUAGCAUAUUUCAGGCAAUUUAUAUCUAAUGUCGAAAUGGACACGAAUAAAUCCAAAUGGGCAAAGAAAUGGCAAAUAAAGCAAUAA